Molecule: messenger RNA, 2648 nt
Organism: Nezara viridula (southern green stink bug)
Lineage: Eukaryota; Metazoa; Arthropoda; Insecta; Hemiptera; Pentatomidae
Source: the annotation of a GenBank genome assembly
AUGAGUUUUUUUUUAUUUUCUUUUUUUUGUUUUUUGUUUCAGCGGGUGCCACUCCUGUCGACCCAAAACAAAACGGGCGGCCGACAACAGCUAAACAAGGAUUGCACUGGUUUGCGGAGUGUGGAGUGCCACCAGACGAAACUGAUUCCCCAAGGAAAACGUACCACGGCCCCAGUUGGCUCUCGGAAGAUCUUAAUGCAGAGCUGAGCCCAGAUGAAGGAAAAGACGGACAGUCACAAGUUGACAGAGAGGAGCGACUUAGAAUUCUUCGGGAAAAACAAAAUGAAGAAAGGCAAAGAAAGCUUGAUGAACUCAAACAACAGGCACUUGCUGCUCAGAAAUUUCGUGAACAAAAGGAAGAGGAAAGAAGAAGACGAUUGGAAGAAUUGCGAGUACGAGAUACAGAUAGACGACAUCAGGUGGAAGAAAGAAAAAGACAGAUUUGGGAGGCUGAAAGGGACCGUAGAGAAGCAAUUCUUCGUAAAAACCAGGAAAGAGAAGCGAGAAUCGAGUCGAAAAGGAAAAAUGAACGGAGUUCGAUAGUUUUUGCCUUCGGUAGUUCAACGCCUCGGAUGUUGGAGCCUGGAGAUACUGGUUCCACAUAUUGGACUACUAGAAGAGCGACCUCCACUUCUAAUGUAAUGACACUCUCACUGUCAGCAACACAACCUGGUCCACUGACUCGAAGAUCAUCUGAAAGAGAAUUAGAUGGCAGCAAAAAGCGAGCUACUUCUGCCGGCGGCAUAGAGCGCAAAACACAAGAUCGCCUGCGGAUGAGCUCCUCGAUUUAUGAAGUGUUCCAGUGGGGUUUAUCCCCUCCUGACUCCCUCAAUUCCCAAAAACCCUUAAACCCUUUCUUUAAGCCUGAGACUGAGGUGAGGAGAAGGAAGACAGACUUGACUCCGACAGUUCCUGAGCGGGAUUCGACACCACCUCCAAGAAAGGGAAAGCCAGGUAGGGCCUACUCCAUGUCCAGACUGGACAUCCUUUCCCAGCCGCGCGCGGCCCCCAAGCCCUUGCUCCCUGCAGAGUCCCUCCGCAGGGGCACAGCUCGCAGCAUGGUCAGCUUAGGUCCACCACGGCCCACGAGAGCCGAGAGGCUCCGGAGGAAGGCGAGGGAACAGCAAGCUAGGAGCCAGUCCCUCGACCAGCCGUCAUCACCAGGGGCCAGGAGCGGUGAUAUCACUCCAUCACGGCCGCAGAGCUCCCUCUCCCAGCACAGCGUCAGUAGCCAGUUAUCUGCAGCUAGCCUCAGAGCGAGGACACCUCGUCGCCCGCGCCCUGUCAGCAUUGCAGUUACUGGUGUCUCUUCACCUGGUUCAGAUCGCAGUGUGAAAUCUCCUAAUGUUUCUGCAACUGAGAAGCCACCUAUUCCUAAGGUCCAUGCUACAAAGAAGCCAAUCACUAAUAAAUCAGAGACUACACCAAAAAAACCAGCUGAAAAACCGAAGUCUUCUAAGAGUUCGGCAUCAACUACACCAAAAGCUACUCCAUUGCAGUCACCUUUGGUGGAAUCCGCAGAAAUGAGUUUAGAACAUACUGAUAAUACAACUGUGGAUAAAGGUGAAGGAGCGUCCUCUCUUGAUGCUGCUCAGGAGUUGGACUAUGAUCCGCCUACUGAAGUGCUGUUAGCCGAUGUUCCUGAAGCAGCCCAUGAGAAAUCUGAUUCUAUCCCCGACUCCAGUCCACUUGGAACUGAGCUCCCGUCGCAACAAGGAGAACAGUCACAACCACAACAAGAAGUACCGCAACAGCAAGCACAGCCACCACAAGUUCUGCCACAGGCUCAAUCUGAAGUUACUGGAAAUGGAAAUGAAUUAGCUGAAGCAGAUAUGACCGCAUCGAUGAUAGCCAAAAUUAGAAUAACUACAGAGGAAGAAGCUAAGGCAGCCCUUGCUGAAAGGAGGAGGCUUGCCAGAGAACAAGCUGAAAGGGAAGCAGAGCUAGAAAGACAAAGGAUUGAGGCCGAAAGAUUGGCUGAAGAAGAACGUCUAAGAAAAGAAGAAGAAGAACACAGACGCAUGGAGGAAGAACAACUUCGACUUCUAGAAGAAGCUAGAAGAGCCGAAGAGCUUAGAUUCCAACAAGCCAUUGAAGAAGUUAAAAAAAGAGAAGAAGAAGAGAAACAACGUAAAGAAGAAGAAUUGAAACAAAAAUUAGAAAAGGAAGAAGCUGACAGAAAAGCUAAAGAAGAAGCAGAAAAGAUGAGGAUUGAAAUGGAAAUAAGGUUAAAGAAAGAAGAGGAAGAUCGACAAGCUCGAAGAAAGAGGGUUGAAGCUAUAAUGUUAAGAACUAGAGGGAAAGGCAGUACUACCUCAGCAACAACUCCAUCUAAGGAUGGUGAAGAAUCGGAAGAAAACUCUCCACCAGAUGAAGCGAAGAAAGUGAGUGAGGAAGACAAGUUCCUGAAUUCUGAGCGAAGCCACAGCGAUGCGAACACAAUACCUCCAUUAGUAGAAAAUAAUAAACACAAUGGACAUCAUAACGGCUCAAUCGACACUGUGUCUGAAAUUAAUGUUACUAACAGCCUGUUGGAUUUGGGUCCGAGCGGGGAUAUCCUUGAGCUUCCGACUGGGAACGGCAAGCUUCCUGAGACUCCCCCGUUCAUUGAAAACAGUCAGUCCCAUGUUAACGAUUUGCUGUCUUAA